Messenger RNA from Trichobilharzia regenti, 432 nucleotides. The record is from the annotation of a GenBank genome assembly. NCBI's taxonomy places the organism in Eukaryota, Metazoa, Platyhelminthes, Trematoda, Strigeidida, Schistosomatidae.
AUGGCUACUGAAACUACUACAACUCCAAUUGCUGCUGGUAAUAAAAGAGAGGAUAAACUGUUUAAAAGUCAUGCGUACAACUCGAAAAUUAAACAUUUUCGUCAUUCACAAGAACAUGAUCACGAAGAAGAAGGAGAAGAAGUACACGACGCACAACAGCACGAAGGCAAUCUAUACUCACGUCGGUAUCUUGCCAAUGAAGUAGAAGAAACACUAACAUCACCUGGAGGAAUUCGCCGUCCUCAUCAUCAACAACAUCAACAGCCAAAUGACGUUCAAGUAUUCCCCAUGUUGGCUACAAAUACUUAUAGUAGUAAUAAUAAUAGUCAUGUACCCAUAAAAAGUCGUACAAUCAUUGACACAGACAAUGAAGUUUUCGCAUCAAAAAUUUUUGAAAAGACGUCGACAAAUAUUGACAAAUACAAGGAUUAA